UAGACUUAAAACAAGCCGGUGCUUCAUAAAAUCCUUCAGCUCUGUCUAUCUGUAGCUCCCCAUAAUUACAGCUAUAUAUUUUUUGAUUGGAUAUUGGAAACGCAGCCAAACUUAGUGAUGUCGAUGCCAAACACUGAUCUGCGAUCUAAGAACUAUAGGAUGGAGUCGGUGGGGAGGACAUUAAAAAUGCACGCUCGAAACAAAACCAAUGAAACGACGAUACAUUCGGUUUCCUCCGAAAAACCGGGGAGCACCGACCCACCCUGGCAGAAAGUUCAAAAAAGCACAGGCAAGCGCCAAUGCCCGCCGCGAAAGCAUCCGGAAAGGAAGACCAGGGACGAGAGGACCAUUGAGAAGUUUCGGAACAUCGAUUUCUUCGGGCAGCGCGACUCGAACCACAUGCUGACGGUGCAGAACCUGGAGUUCCCAGACGUCAACAUCAAGCGCACCGAGCUCCAUAAACGCGAUGACUGCGGUAAGAGCGUGAUCCGUGGCAAGGGACGCGACUUCGCCAGCUCUAGCAACUCGCACUUCAGGGACGGCGUGGAGACGGUCAAGAUCCGCAAGGAACCAUGCUCCUCGUCCAGUGUGGUGCCGAGUCCGCAGACCGACUACAGGCCGAGCGGCGAUCGGUACUGGGAGGAGUCCGCGGGUGAGCCCGAUUCGGAGGAGCUGGUGGACUCCAUGCACGCGCCCUCCACGCGUCCCCCCAACUUCCAGGGCGAGGAGUGGAGGCGCCCGUGCCCGGCCAGCUUUGUGGCCGGUGCCCCGCGUCCCCGCAUCGGGCGAUGUCCGAAGAACUACGAGCAGCUGGCCAAGCUGACGCCCGCCCGCCAGAAGUUCUUCCUCACCCAGGAUCCGCGCAAGUCGCACUGCCUCGUCAAUCCGGUGGCGCUGCGGCACACGCCGCUGACGAAGGAGCAGGAGUUCAGCCUGAUCAGCAAGCUGGUCAAGCACGGGGACAACCUCUGUGCCAGCACUGGGUCGGAGACCUCGGAUACGCACAUAUGCGAGGUCAUCGACCUGCAGAAUCCGCUGAAGCUGGACUUCCACGGCAUGGACUACAAGACGACCUACGAGCAGGACGAGAUCGAGCAGCAGAACGCUCUAACCUUUUGGCGCGUUCAGCGGUACAUGGCGAGGCGCAAGGCCAAGAAGAACACCAAGGUGAAGGUGGAGGCCGAGCUGAAGGAGGAGCGCCUGGCGGUGCCGCAGCGCUACAACACGAAGAUCAAGGACGUGCCCGUGGAGGACCUUACGCCGCCUCGAUCGCCACGCCUCGUGCACCUCUACCGCAGCCCCGACAAGCCGGCCAACAAGCUGAAGAUCGAGGAGGAGCACAGGCGACGGGCCGCCCGCUACAAGGACAUCUAUCUGCGGAAGAAGCAGCGCGAGGAGGUGGAGCUCCAAGAGCGGCGCAAGCAGGAGGCGGCCGUCAAGGAGGUCGAGGGACGGACGGUGGCCGAGGAGGACCUGCGUGCCGACGUGGCGGUCAUCGACGACGCCAUCGAGCGCAGCUUCCGCAAGCACGUGGAGCUCAAGCCCAUCAUCCGCAAGCGGAAGGUCUUCCCCAAGACCCUCACCGAAACGGAGCGGCUGAAGGCGAUCAUGCACCGCGAGGACUGCGUGCGUCGCGACAAGGCCCGUGUCACGCAGCAGUUCUUCUUGGAGCGCACCGGAAAACUGAAGUACCUUCCGGACGCGGAGCAGCAGCUGGGCUGCGACGAGAGCAUCGAGGGCAGCGUGGGAUCCACGCCCAGCGAGCAGAGCAGCGACGACGAGGACUACCUGCAGGUGGGCAAAAUUGGCGACAAGUUCCAGCUGCGUGGCUUCCACUUCAAGCACGGCGACGGCCUGCGUGGCAAGCUGCACCGGCACCAAAUUAUGCAGGGCCAGCGCACGGUGAAGGGAUGCCUCACGCGCGAGGAGUGGCUCAACCAGCUGGUUCCGCACAAGGAGCCCAUCAAGCUGGAUGUGGAGCGCGGCAUUAUCAAGGUGCUCGACCCUGACGACCCAAACUUGGACCUCUUUCCGCCGGAGCCUCUGCUCGUGAGGAGGCGGGAGCGACAGAGCGCCGUCAGGGAAUUCAUCGAUCAGCGUCUCGGCCUGCACUACCACCGCCGGCUACGCAAAAACCUGAAAAUUGUUAAGCCCAAGCCGGCGUACAACGUGAAGAAGUUCAAUCUGAUCCGCUACGUUUUUCCCGAGAAGGUGCUUGUCCCCGAUGACCGCGUGCCGGUGGAGGAAAUGGAGGUGCUGGACGCCACCAAGGUGAACACCACCCUGGAGUACCUCGAUCUCAAGCAGCAGCUGGCCAAGUCCAAGCGCCACAAGAAGAAGCUGGCCCGGAUGCAGCUGCUCGGCCUGCCCUGCAUUGAGAAGCAGGAGCUGAGGGCGGCAGAUCCCUGCCUGGAGGUCGAGGAGGAACUGGACGUCGACUGGGUGCCAACUCCAGAGCCUCCUUACAAUGAGGGCGAGGGUCAGGAGGGUCAGGAGCGUCAGGAGGGCGGAUGCGACCGUCCGCACAAGGGGCUAACCGGCUUCUCUCAUCCGGAGGCCAUACGCAGCGCACCCAACCCAAAGAAGUCCGGAUGGUCCGGCUUUAAUCGCGCCCGCUCUGGUCAGGAGGCCAUCAUGGGCGGACCCUUCUCAGCCAGCGUGGAAUCCCAACCGGCCCGCUGGCGGGGAAACAUGCCAGCUCCCAAGGAAAGGGAGAAGACCCUAACGAUUCACCCGAGACGGAAGCGCGAUUACGCUGCCGAGCGCAUUCCAUCGGCGGUUUUCAACGAGGUGCUGCAGUACUCGCCACUGCCGCUCCUGGAGCAGCCGGAGCCAGAGAAGCUACGCUUUGCCAAUGUGAGGACUAAAAAGCGCCCGUAUACAGAAAUAUUUGAGGCCAGACACCACCACGACCAUUGGGCACCGACCCAAGUAAAGAAUGUCCACGUUCAGUAUCAGCCGAAGACCGUGCUGCCGGAGAUUACGAAGGUGGCGAAGAAGGUGCGUGAGCCGGUACUGAAGUUUGAGAGGGCCAAUCCGCCCAGCAGCAAGUAUGUGGACAAGGACCUGACCAUGCCCAGCUAUGACUUUGAGAAGGUGAUCGCUGAGCACCUGGCCGCCACACGGACUGACAACAAGGAGGCGGCUGGCGAAAUAGUGCCCGACCUGUGCCAGCCAUACGACUUCGUCUUCCAUUCGCGCGAUCCCGAGGAGUUGGCCAAGGUGGACUUUCCGGGUAGGAGACAGUACCUGGAUCUGCUGCGUGAGACACGCGAAGCCAUUUACGAGACCAAAGACAUCGAGCCCGGCGAAGAGCGCCUCUUGGUUGACCGCCGCGCAGUGGUUGCGGACCUCGAGGAGGAUCUCAAGAGCAUUGAGAACUGCCUGACCUCGUUGAGCAGCUCCGAUUGCACCGAUCUUUCCAACGACAGUGGCAGCUACAUGGUGAUCGAGGACAAGACCAAGUUGCCCCUGGACUACAUUCGAAAGCCGCUGGUGCCGUUCGAGGAGAUGCGGCGAGCUCGGUUCCACGCUGCGGUAAUCGAUGUGAACGCCGAGGACGAGGACCCCUACCGCAUGCUGCCCUUUUCGGGCCAGCACAAGGAGCAGGCCGAUAUGCUGGGGCCCAAGGACACGUUUUUUACCUUCAGUACUCGGCUGCGAAACAGCCUUCGCCUGCGACUGGAGGUUGCGGUGCCGGACGUCCGCAAGACGCUGUUGGGACCCGGCAGCCGCAAGUACUACGGGGCGGUGAUCACUGACCUCGACGAGAACUACAUUGAGGAGCUCAAGAGCCGCGCCACAAUCAAGUCCUUUAAGUUUAAGACAAGCAUCCAAUUGCUCAAGGACGCCAUGCGACUGAAGUACGAGUCCCUGCUAAUCCAGGGGCAAAUGGUGCGCACCAAGAUCUACGACCGCAUGAACGAGCGCCACUGGGUGGACAUGAAGAACACCAAGAACUUGUACGAGGCACUAUUCGCCAAGUGGAAGAAGAAGGAGUACAACGCGGCCAUGACGAUGGUGUACCAGGUAAAGUCGUACUAUGAGACCACCGACAAGCUGAAGCAGGAAUACCGCAACUUAGAGCGCGAGCUGAUGAUGCUCAACAUGGACAUUGUGUUCAUCGAGGGCCACUGGAUUCGCUGCAUCAUGUUGCAGAAUUUCCACUACCUAAUGGGCGACCAGGACUGGCGAGCGGUGCACGACUGGAUACACCUGGUCCCCAAGGAUGGCCACCGAGUGGGCAGUGGAGAGGGCGAGGACGAUGAGGAACACAGUGUGGGGACGCCAGAAAGUGGGGACGGGGAGGAAACGGAACUGGAGCCCUACGACGUGUCGAUUGCGAAGCGAGCCAUCGUUAACAUUCGAGUGCGCGACAAAGACGACGCCUGGGCCAUCCGCACUUUCUACUACGACGUCUACAUGCAAAAGGUCCACCCCAUCCUGCAGGUCUUCCCAGACGCGGAGUCCUUCCUGCAGGGCCUCGAAAGCCUGAAGACCAAGACGUUUAUGUUGCUUCUCGAAAUGCACCUCACGUUAUCCAUUCACACUGAACUGCAGGGCCGUCUUGAGACAUUUGUCGACUGGUGCACCAAUGACCUGAGGGAAAAGCAGGAGUAUGUUGCCCGUAAGUCUGCCAAGAAGUUCUUCAUGGAGGACCGUGCCAUUGAGAUGGAGGAGCGGGUCCACCAAUACCUGGCCCGUCCCAUCGAGGAGACGAUCGCGGACGAGGACUUCAACAAGCACCGUGCCGUGCUGGCCGAGGUGUGGCGUCGCGUGGUCCCGGACUCGGUUCGCGGCACCAGUGAUGUCCUGCCCAGCACUGCUGACAUGGUGGCCGCUGUAAGUGACGUUGUCAUGGAGAUCCUGUCGAAAUUCGAGCACAUGGACAUUGAGAAGGUCCGGUCCGUGGAAGCCACGCUGCGCAAGCAACGCCGGUACAGGGAAAAGCUCUCCUACCAGGCCUAUCAGGUGGAACGGCGCAUCGACAUGGAGAUGAAGAAGGUGCGACGCAACCUGGAGCCACCCUACAAGAAGCCGAAGCGCGAGGGUCGUCUGCCGAGGCUGUACCUCAAGAAGAGGGUCAUCCCAGAGGAGAAGGAGGUGCUGGUGAUAUCUGAGAACACGAAGAACUUUGUGCGCGCCUUCAGGGAGGACGGCUACACAGGCGACCAGAUUACCCACACCUCCCUGCUGACCGUGGACAAUAUGCAGGAGCAGAUCGUGCCCUUCUAUUUUGACCACUUCCUAAAGAUCAACGGCUACACGCCCAAUUACAACUUCAGGACCAAUGUUGACCUGCGGGACGGACCCGAGUUUAACCGCUUGAAGGUGCGCGAAGUCUUACCUGAUGUCCUGGCCAGGCUGGAAAUGUUGGAGACGAUGCACAAGAAGACCAUGGAGGAAAACAUCCAGAGGAACCCGAAGAUGUAUGAGAAUGUCAUCUAGUAACAGCAGUUCGAUCCUUUCUGCGAUCUCUUUAAUACAAAAGUGAUCGCAGCGUUGUGCCUGUUUGCAGAGCACAGCUUUGAGCACACAUGUUUGAAUAUUUUAAAUUUGAAGUUUAAUGCAAUAGCUAAAUAUUAAUUAUUAUUGCAAUAGUAACCAUACUAGUUAUUCACAGAAACUGUCAAAGCUUUAAUGCUGACCUAUAGCCAUCAAAAUAAAAAUUAAAGAAAUAGUAGCUCAAAUUGCCAAACUAGGACACCGUCACUUAAACAUUAAAAAAAUAAAAUAAAUU
This is a messenger RNA of Drosophila rhopaloa, 5740 nucleotides long. RefSeq lists its product as uncharacterized. The record is from RefSeq and is a predicted model, not a curated record. NCBI's taxonomy places the organism in Eukaryota, Metazoa, Arthropoda, Insecta, Diptera, Drosophilidae. Bases 118 to 5448 code for a protein of 1776 amino acids. The transcript is spliced from 2 exons.